AUGAACCCUGCCAACAAUGUAGCUGAAUCUCUACGUCGUCUCGAAGAAGAGGUGGAGCAACGACAAAGUAUUCUACGUCUCAUCAACCUACCCGACAGGACGGCCGAGAAAAUCUACACCGACAAAGUCCGACUCCUAAAUGGACUUCAUGCCGUUGAGCAACUGGAAUUACUCGAAAGCGAGUUGCUAGACAACUUUUCCAUCGAUCAGUUUGGCAGAAUUCAGGUUCACACCCCUGACUCAUUGUGCAAAAGCUUCGCGAAAGAGUUCAUACAUGUCAGAAAAGUAAGAGAAGCCCGGGAAAUCUGGCGUGCAGAAGGUCCCAGAUACCCCGAGCAUUUCCCGUGGUUCACGCUCUUAUGGGGUGUCCAGGAGCUUGGGAAUUCCGAACAUCCCAUCCCGGAGACCAUAUUGGAUAGCGCCGCAGAAAUUAUUGACACUUUCUGCCACAAAAUACAAGGAAUGAAAGUGCUUGCACAAAAGACAUUACUUGAAAUGCAAUUGUCAGAAAUCAAGAGUGGGAGGAUCAGUGACAUUUGUCAUGCCUUUGGGUUACGCGACGUUGAUUGGCGAAGCAUAGAGGCUCAUCUUUUAAGAGGCGACCGACCUACUCUGGAGACAUAUGUUGAGGGGAGGAUUUCUCUAUCGGGGAAUCUUGAGAAGUUUCUUCAGACUGCUUCUCGCGUUCGUAGCAUUCUCGAAAACUACCGUGUGUUGUUUAUAUUUGGCUUCAAUCCCGAGCAAUCAUGAAGCUGGGAGUUAUGUUGGACUGGC
Molecule: messenger RNA, 774 nt
Organism: Neurospora hispaniola
Lineage: Eukaryota; Fungi; Ascomycota; Sordariomycetes; Sordariales; Sordariaceae
Exons: 2
Coding region: 1-750 (249 amino acids)
Source: RefSeq, a predicted model, not a curated record